Saxophila tyrrhenica is the source of this 2637-nucleotide messenger RNA. RefSeq lists its product as uncharacterized. Gene Ontology annotation, molecular function: zinc ion binding; DNA-binding transcription factor activity, RNA polymerase II-specific; DNA binding. The record is from RefSeq and is a predicted model, not a curated record. Lineage: Eukaryota; Fungi; Ascomycota; Dothideomycetes; Mycosphaerellales; Extremaceae. The coding region runs from base 1 to 2637 and encodes 878 amino acids. Gene Ontology annotation, biological process: DNA-templated transcription; regulation of DNA-templated transcription. The transcript is spliced from 2 exons. Gene Ontology annotation, cellular component: nucleus.
AUGGCGGCAGCGACGGUUGCCCCUCCGAGCGAAAUGGAAAUGCUCCCUCGUCCACCGCAGGUCGGCAUUGGCCGCUUGACGACGCAGCGGCGGCCGAGCGGGGAUUCGAAGCAGGCGAUGAAUUGCAAGAGUUGCAGGAAGCGCAAGAUCAAGUGCAAUCGCCUCAAGCCGAGCUGCGAGGCGUGUCAGGUGUUUAGCUGUCCGUGUAUAUACGAUGCGGUACCGAAGAAGCGAGGACCAAAGACCGACGUACUUGAAGCCCUUGUGAAGAGGGUCAAUGGCCUGGAGAAGCGACUCAAAGAUGAGGGAAAGCCAGACUCGGAAGGAGACAGCCCAGAGGACGACGGAGAGGCGAGAGCGGAGGGUGAUGAGCAUGCAGAUGGAGUCGUGUUCGAGCGGGCAGAGUCAAUACAGCGAACCGCGCCACCGCAGCGCAUACAGCCUGUUGCGAGGCAGAGCCCACCAGUGAUGGCACCUAUGCUGCCGAACUUGCAUACAAUUCAGUACGCUGCACCUUCAGCCGUCACCACGGGCAGUACUCUGACGAAGAGCAGCAGAGACAACGAGACGAUCGCGUUCACCGAUGCACUUCUAGACACCUACUUCGCGCGAAUCCACAGCAAGCCAUACUAUAUUCUGGACGAAGCGAAUACACGACAACGACUACGAGAAGGUCAACUACCGCAGUUCAUGAUCAAUGCCAUCCACGCGGUCUCCAUCAGAUACGUACCCCAUCUCUGCGGCGGCUACAGCGGAGCUGUACGAACAGGCCAGGACUACGCAGCACGAGCUCGUGCAGGCAUUGAUGUCGACGAGCCGAGCAUCGAUAAUCUACAGGCGUUGUUGCUGCUCGCGAUGGCCCAGUUCCAGGCCGGCAAAGGGAAGAAGUCAUACAUGCUUGUGUCACACGCCACCAGCAUGGCGUUUGCGCUCGAUCUGCAUCGAGAAGUGCCAGGUCACCUGCGAGUGGCGGCAGUGGAGCGCGAAGGACGGCGAAAGCUGUUCUGGACGUGCUAUCUGAUGGACCGCUUCACCACGAGCGGAUCCAAACGACCGGCUCUCAUUUCUGAUGAAUCCAUCUCGCUACGGUUCCCAGCUUCGGGCACUUCUAGCUCGCAGCGGUCAACGGAGGCAAGUUACUUCCCGAAUGGCUCGAGCCUGAACCAAGGAAAUACGCAUGCGAGCAAUGCAAAUGGCAGUGCGGCGGUCUUGGUCGAGAUUGUGCGGAUACUGGGCGCUGCGAAUCGAUAUCUCGCAUCGGGAGGUGUCAAGGGUGAUCCACACUUCCCAUGGCAUGCGCAAAGCACGCUCUCCAAGAUUCGGUCGGAUUUGGACAAAUGGGCAGCAAGUACACAAGAGGCUUUCGCUUCCCUGGAGAACCUGUUCGGACGGCAGGACAGUGUGAGCUUGGUGCUGAGCAAGCUGAUCUACCAUCUUGUCCAUUGCCUCUUAUACCGGCCAUUCUUACCAGUGGAUCUGGCCGAGCUAUCAGGGAACAGCCAGAACCAGUCGUGGCAGAUUGAGGCUACCAACCUCUGCUUCAUGCACGCCAAUGCGAUUGUGGAGUUGGUGGACAUCGGCAAGGCGACUGGCAUCCUCUACUGGCCAUCUUUCGUGGGAUACUGCGUCUGCACCGCUGGCACGAUUCACAUCCACGGAGCCCACUACGUCUCCCUCAACGACAACGACGUCUUCGCCAACAGCUCCGACUUCCUCUCACGCGAGAUGGCACAGCUGGCAGACCAGAGCUUCAUCUGGGCAGGCGUCAACCAUCAGCGCGAGACGAUGCAGACGGUCUACGCCAAUCAUUCCCAUCUCGUGCACUCACUAUCCUGCAGCCCGAUCCGCUUCUCGCCGGUCUUCCAGAUGGAGGACUUCUUCGACCGCUACCCCGGUGCCAACAUCGACGGCGCACACAUGACCUUCAGCGAAGUCCAAGUCGACACGCCCCCUGACCGCCACCACGACUUCCGCCCCAGCGCACAAUCAAGCAUCCCCUGGUCCCGACCCGCUGCGAGUCUACCCCACCUCACCCUCCAACCCCAGUCCGUCGCCCAAAACACCCUACCCGACCACCCGCCCCCCGCGAAGCGCCGCCGCGUCACCGAAGGCGGCGGCGGCGAGUACCCUUAUCCGACCCCCACCAACGAAACCCAACCCAACCCCUUCGAGCAACCGCACUACCAUUUCCCCCCGAACCCCAUCCCUUCCCAACCGACCCUCGAACCCAACAACACCGACCACUUCUCCUCCUCCCCCUCCCAACAAGACACCAUCUACAACAUUCACGACCUCCCGCACCCCAUCACCGCAGCGGCGCUGGAUGACCAGAACAUCUUCUCCCCGUCCUUCACCUGGGGACCCGCGGCGCUGGACCAGAACACCGCGACGCCGAGUGGGAACGGGAUGUAUCCGCCUUCCGGGAUGGCGAACGAGAUGCAAACCCCCGGAGGCGAGAGCGCGGGCGCGCGCUCGAGUCAUACGGUCGGGGAGGAGGGGGAGGGAGAUCCGUUUCUGAGUUUUCUGGAGCAGUUGGCGGCUAAUGAUGGGGACGGGGGUGGGGUGAGUGAUUUGGGGUUUUUUAUGGCGGGGGAGGGCGGGGAGGGGGGGUUUGGGGAUGAGAGUGGGGGGUUAUGA